AUGGGCGAUGCCGAUGUGGUUCGGGUAGACUCAGCUAGUGCCACCAACCUCAAACACAUGAUUGACAGGCUCUCCGUCUCAGCCCCGACACUGCAAGGCCAUCAUGAACCGUCCGAAUACAAGACCUUGGACAUGCUCGAGCAUACCUCAUUCGAACGAUUACAGCAGGACGAAGAUGGAGCCUCGUUCUUAGUCUGGUCGAUCUUCUUGCGGCCAUUCGGAAUGACUAUCGCUCAUGGCAUGAAGAUUGCCAUAAAGGAGCCCUUUCUUGGACAGUGUCCAACUGGCGACCUGGCAAUUUGCGUGCAUCAUCCCACGGACUGCAUUCUUGUCGACUCAUCGUCUCCGACGACAAAGCCUCCACUACCCGCCACACCAUCCUGCUCAACACAUCACAUUGCCAUACGCCCAAGCAGUUUGGGAGGACGGGGUGUCUUCGCCACUGCACCGAUUGGCGCUGGAGGUCUUGUCGUGCUUGAGAAGGCUUUGGCUUUAAGCGACAGCGUCGACGCCGCCACGUACGGGAACGGAAUCGAUGGUAUUUUGGAAGGAGAGCGAAGCAACGGGAGGAAGCUGGCCCUCUUGCAACAAGUUGUAGACAAGGUAUGUAAUGACGGAGAACUGCAGCAAAAGUUGUUCGAGUUGCAUGCUGGACAGCGACCGCCAGUAUCACCAGACGACUCCGCCCUGCCCGCUCCUCUUUCCACCGCGGCGUUCGACACCUAUCGCGCCCUCGCCAUCGUCAAGCACAAUGCGCACACAAUCAUUCCUGGCAAUACGUCCGACCAUCACGACAUCUCGAACAAGGCGGCUCGGCCUAACCAUCCAUCUGCGCAUGACCAAACUCCCGGCAUCUGGUUGCAGGCAUCGAUGUUCAACCAUUCAUGUCUUCCGAACUGUACCUGGGCUUGGACGGGAGAUUUGUUCGUUGCUCGGGCCAAUCGAGAUAUUGCCGCCGAUGAGGAGUUGACGGUGGCUUAUGUCCCGACUUCAUACGACUAUGAGAAGCGCAAAUCCAUUUUGAGAUCAUCAAACGACUUCGAGUGCUUAUGUCCACUGUGUGAAGCAGACAAAACCGCUGCACGCACCCCUGAAGUUCAGGAAGCAGUCACCAAAGCCCAGCGUCUGCCGAAAUAUGUAAAGGGCGGUUCUCAUGAGGAGAGAGUCAGGGAAGCGGCAAUGCUGGUGCGUUCAGCAGUGGCUGCGUAUCCUCGCUCCAUAUACACCGAUCCAGAUGGUGCUGAGCUGCCGUGCAUUCAGCUUGCCGAACCUUUCUAUCAUCUUGCCCAUGCCAUGCUAGAUCGAGCAAAGAACGGACAUGACUGGAUCGCAACAUCUUCCGAUAUGAGGAACAACGCCCGCUUAUACUUCACCGCGUGCGUGGAAGUCGGUCUGGGUUACAAGCUGGUCUUGGAUCAGCAAUCCCCAUACUGUGAACUAAUACUAAUGAAACACAGCCAGCCAAGGCCGAUUGGUGUUUUAGCCUUCAUGGGCUUGGCUGAGCUCGCUUUCAUCGACGGAGACAAGAUACGUUGCAGGGCGCUGAAAGCAUGUGCGAAGAAAUUGUACGGAAUCUGGUAUGGAGAAGACGCCUCAUUCAAAAAGCAGCACUUAUACUACAAGUGUAAGGCCGAACCGCCCGAGAAGGGAAAAGUGUCGUCGUCGAAGGAAUGGGAAGAGUUGAAAGCGGCGAUGUUAUUGAAGUCGACGGUGCCACCGAAAUUGAGUGCAAGUUGA
Molecule: messenger RNA, 1737 nt
Organism: Zasmidium cellare ATCC 36951
Lineage: Eukaryota; Fungi; Ascomycota; Dothideomycetes; Mycosphaerellales; Mycosphaerellaceae
Exons: 2
Coding region: 1-1737 (578 amino acids)
Molecular function (GO): protein binding
Source: RefSeq, a predicted model, not a curated record